GCUGCUUUCCCGCGAGACGCUUCACCGCAAUAAGCCCUCAUUUGCGCGGGAAGCAAUGCCGUGCGAUAGAAGCCUCCGUCGCUUGAGUGUCUUCUAUUUAUAGUUGCUCUGUCGGCGGUCUGCAUAGCAUAGGAUUUAUAGCAAUGCGCGUCUUAAGGUCCGGCCGAUCUCUACCGGCGCCCCAGCCGAAAACCCUAAUUUCUACACCGGAGACUUUCACUCCGUCUGAGAAUGAUUCGUCUCUAAAUUCUUCUGCGGCCGCUGCUACCGCCUCGGUGGCCAACUUCCGAUGCCCAAGUAGUUUGAGCUUGGCUAACAGCGUCUUUUCGCCGGUCAGCGUUGCGGCUGAUGAAGGCUGCCCCGAGAGGAAGCGCUCAAAAAGGGUUUCCGUUGCUGGUUGUUCUUCUGAUGUGAGGGAGGAGCGGUACUUGAAGUUACGGUCUAGUUCGCGGGUUUCCCAACGAGGGUUCAGUAAAGGUUCCGAUUUUGUCGAGAAACUAGAGGAUAUGGCAGGGAGUUUCAAAGAAGGCGGGUUAGAUGAGGGGGUGGAGGAAAAAGUGGAGUUAAUGAGAGGCAUGGUUGAUAAUGGUUUCAAAGCUAUUGAAUCAUCGACCAUGCAUGCAGAGGGGACAGCUCGUUAUGUCGAUCGGAAUUUGGAGUUGGGAGAGAAGAAGGGAAAUGCUUAUGACGCAGCGCCGAAGGAAGUUGGCUAUAUGAACUUGCGAUCGGGGUCAAGAGUUCCUAAGAGAAAGAUAGGAGAUGGGUUUGUUUCUUCCAUUUUGGUUAGUGAGCAUGUUGAUAGUUUUUCCUGUAGAGAAGUAAAAAGAAUGCAGGGGUUUUCUUCUCAGUGUGAAUGCAUUGAGAAAUCUGGUGAUAAAAUGUUUAGCAGUGCUGGGGGAAUAGCUUCAGAGGGUGCUGAUGGAGUAAGAUGUAGUGAGGGAAAUAGGAUGAAUGAUGGAUUAAUUGUUGAGGCGGAUCAAUUGGACUUGGGUUUGGCUGGGAUUUUUUUGGGUGCUAAUGGAAUUGAUGAUGUUGGAGUAAGGAAUUAUGAGAGUAGUGGAAUUAGAUUUUGUAGCAGAGAAGAUGCAAGGAUGGGCAAAUUGAUUUUGGAAGAUCCGAUGCCAAUUAUUAUGUCUAACGUUGAUUUGAAUGCUGAUCCAAUUCCUGAAUUUCUCCAUGAAAAUUUGCCAGUUUUGGAUGGGGGGACAUGUCAGAGGAGGCCCAGGAGAUAUAGCAGGGAAGAGAAAGGGAAGGAGAAGUUAGCUCCCAAAAAACUUAAGGUUGCUGAUGGAGAACAAGUUUCUGCUAAAGAAGUAGAAUUCACCAUUGUUGGUGGGCUGGGGAAUCAGAAGACUGGAAGUAGCCAAGAAAAGUCCAGGUCUAGGCGAGAGGCUGCCAGAAAAACUGCUAUAGAGUUUGCUUCUGUAUUUGCGUUCUUUAAAGCAGAGGAAGAAAGAACUGAAGAAGACGAUGAAGCUGAUGAUUCAAUGCCUCAUGCAAAUGAAGAAGAAGAUUGGCCAGGGCCUUUCUCUACUGCCAUGAAGAUCAUUGAAGAGCGAGAACAAAUGCUAAGAGCACGUAACUUAAACUUUUCUUCAGUGAAAGAUGGAGAAGCGGAAGCCAAAAUUCCUUGGACGCCUUCCAAUAUGCGGAGGCAUAUCACCGUGGGAAAAAUAGUUCCCCCAUUGAAGGACUUAUGCUUGAAAGUUCUCUGUGAGAAUGCAGAAGAGAUUGAAUCACUUGAAGGUCUGCCUGAUGCUAUCAAGCAUAACAUUGCAUUGAUGCUAUGCAAUUCGAGGAGGAUGUCUUCUCAUUUCCUUGGUCUUCUUACCAAGGGUUCCCCCUUAGAGAUUUACUUGAGCGAUUGUUCAUGGGCGACAGAUAAGUUGUUUGUGGAAGUUUUUUCUCAAUGCAAUAUUGAUAAUUUGAAGGUGUUGCAGCUGGACUUCUGUGGUCGUUGCUUGCCUGAUUAUGUAUUGCAUUCUACAUUCGCAAAGGCUCCAAAGUGUUUGCCUUCGCUUAAUAGACUGUCUUUAAAGGGAGCAUACUGUCUAUCAGAUGGUGGCUUAGAUGCAAUUGCUGCUUCAGCUCCUCUCUUAACGUCUUUAAAUUUGAGUCAAUGUCCCCUUAUAACAUCUAAGGGAAUCCUUGCGUUAGCUGAAAAGUUGGAAGCAGUUUUGCAAGAACUUUAUAUAGAUGUUUGCCACAAUGUGGAUGCAAUGUUGAUUUUGCCUGCGUUGAAGAAGCUCAAGUGUUUGGAUGUUUUAUCUGUAGCUCAUAUGGAAACAGUUACUGAUAAAUUUUUAAAGCAUCUGAUUCCUAUUUCUGGUCCAAAAUUGAGGGUGCUUAUCGUUGCUGGUUGCCAUAAAUUGACUAAUGCCUCAAUGAAAGUUAUUGGUGGAAGUUGCCCUCGUCUUUCUUUUCUUGAUGUCCGUUACUUGGACCGACUAAAUGAUUCUGCAAUACAACAUCUUGUCAAUGGUGGUUGUCCAUUUCAAAGGCUCAAGCUUUGUCAUGGUGCAUUCAGUGAUGAAGCUUUAGCUGCCUUCCUAGAAGUAUCUGGUGCAACAUUGGUUGAACUUGUACUCAAUAAUAUUGAAAAGCUUGCAGGAAACACUGCUCUAGCUAUUUCUCGCAGGUGUUCUCUAUCGUUGAGAAGCCUGGAUCUUUCUUUCUGCCGCAAGAUGUCUGAUGAGGCUCUUGGAUUGAUUGUUGACAGUUGCUUGAACUUAAAAAUUCUAAAACUAUUUGGAUGCACCCAGGUUACCAAUGUUUUCUUGGAAGGGCAUUCAAAUCCUCUUGUAAAGAUAAUUGGUCUGAAGGGCUCAAUCUUAGAUGAAAUAGAGGUUCCUGAUUUCAGUUAAAAUCCUUCUAAACUUAGUUGAAUACAAUGACCUGCUCACCAAGUAAAUUUGUAAAAGAAUCUCUGUUUUGUUAAGGGAACUUUGCCAAGAAAUAUAUAGGGAAGUAAUCUACUUUUUGGUGCAUGGUAAUGACUGGGAUCUAGUCACACGUGCACCGUUCUUUUCACAUGCGUUAGUUUAAUAGUGGGUUGCCUGUACAUGUGGGAUUUCAUUUUUAAUUCCGAAUAUAUUAUAUUUCAAGGUA
Messenger RNA from Dendrobium catenatum, 3108 nucleotides. RefSeq lists its product as uncharacterized. Gene Ontology annotation, cellular component: SCF ubiquitin ligase complex. The record is from RefSeq and is a predicted model, not a curated record. Gene Ontology annotation, biological process: SCF-dependent proteasomal ubiquitin-dependent protein catabolic process. Bases 144 to 2864 code for a protein of 906 amino acids. The transcript has 6 exons. NCBI's taxonomy places the organism in Eukaryota, Viridiplantae, Streptophyta, Magnoliopsida, Asparagales, Orchidaceae.